AUGGGCUUCCAGGCCAUGCGAAAAUACAAUAACCAUGCAGCCCGGACCAUUGAUAGACGCCUGCCUGCAAUAACAAAAUUUUCAAUCAUUCAACAAUCGGAUUGUGCGGUGAUGCGUUUGAUGUACCCGACCACAGAGCCGUCUCCAGAAUCCGGUAGUCGACAAAACAUCUGGAGAAAUUGGAAAGUCAAUCAACCUGGAAGAAGCAAGAUAUGGUGUUGGAGAGGACGACGAGUAGGAUACGAUCACCCAUAUUAUUGCUCUUCUCAUUUUCCAGGCGUUUAUCCGUCAGAUGAAUCUGCCGGUCACGUGACGGACAAGCUGGUCACAUGGCACAUCCCGAACUGA
Molecule: messenger RNA, 348 nt
Organism: Opisthorchis viverrini
Lineage: Eukaryota; Metazoa; Platyhelminthes; Trematoda; Opisthorchiida; Opisthorchiidae
Exons: 4
Coding region: 1-348 (115 amino acids)
Source: RefSeq, a predicted model, not a curated record